AUGAGGGUGUAUACGCCGCAUGUAUCUGGCAAGUCGGCGCUCCUUUCCAUGGGCUCGCCACAGACUCGCAUGUCUGGGUUCCAGCGCAACUCGGAUUUCGAUCUUGGGACAGAUGCGCAGGGCUUUCCACCCAUUCAUUACGAGAAUGAACAGGGUGGGAACUAUAAUCAGUCCCCAGCAUACAUUCUUCCCAAUGGUCCUUCAGGGAUGCUGGACUACGAAACAUCACCAUGGGGCUCUAAGAACUGGGAUAAUGUGUUGAACGUCAACAGACCCGGUAAUGGGGGCAUCUAUUCUGACACCGAUACAAAUGGCUCUAUGGGACAAUCUCCAUACAACUACAUGCUUCAAAGUCAAGGCAUUCCCUCCCAUGAAAUUCCUCAAACUACCGCUGCUGCCAUGAAUAUGGUCUCUGUCUCAGAAGUUCCAGGGUCAGACCGAACACUCCCCACGCCUACUAGUCGGUCACAGCAGGUCCCAGGCAACGCAUCGGCCAUGAAAGUCUUUGCAGAAGGCAUGCCCGGACUCUCCGUUCCGUCCGACUUCAAAGGAUCCUUCUGGAACCAAAGAUGUGCAGACCAAAACCAAAGAACCCAUACAGUUCCCAGCAACGCGCCAUUCCCUAGCAGCACAUCCCAAUCUACAAAAUGUAACAGCAACAGCAACAACGCUGCCCCCGAGCUUAUCUUCCCUUACCUACCACUCUCUUCCUCUACAACCGACGAUUCCUCUCCAUCUCUAUCAUCUGCAGUCCCAGCAUCCUCUACAACUAGCAGCAGCAGCACCUCAUAUGCCGGACUAUCAAUGGAAACCAGUCUCGACAGCCCAUCUCAAGACUACCGAACCCUACCAAGCGACACUCGCCUAACACGCAGCUUUUCUCGAGACGAAAGCACCACCAACCAACGCCUCCUCACCUUAUCCAAUGAAUGCUCGCCAGAUAUCUACGGCUACAGCAGUACCGAGAAGAGCAGCAAAGCCCGAUCCGAAGAAUCAGGAUGCUCUGCAACUCUCAUGAGCGGACUACCCUACAUCAGAGUUCGAUAUGCCGACCCCCCAAACAACAUGUUUCCAUGCGGUUUGCUCCCGGAUAAUAUACAAGAGUACCACCACCGUGGUGUAGCUGGGAACACGCACCGACCUCCCGUCUCGCCGCUAGGCAAUCAAGGUGCUUACUAG
Molecule: messenger RNA, 1179 nt
Organism: Penicillium cosmopolitanum
Lineage: Eukaryota; Fungi; Ascomycota; Eurotiomycetes; Eurotiales; Aspergillaceae
Exons: 1
Coding region: 1-1179 (392 amino acids)
Source: RefSeq, a predicted model, not a curated record